Molecule: messenger RNA, 708 nt
Organism: Malassezia globosa CBS 7966
Lineage: Eukaryota; Fungi; Basidiomycota; Malasseziomycetes; Malasseziales; Malasseziaceae
Exons: 1
Coding region: 1-708 (235 amino acids)
Biological process (GO): carnitine transmembrane transport; mitochondrial transport
Cellular component (GO): mitochondrial envelope
Molecular function (GO): O-acyl-L-carnitine transmembrane transporter activity
Source: RefSeq, a predicted model, not a curated record
AUGGGUGGUAUCACUAGCGGGUCAUUCAUCUGUUUCCUAUCGGCGCCCUUUGAACUUACCAAGGUCGAGCGCCAGCUAGAGUACUUGAUUUGGACGCAACGCCACGCACAGAAUGGGUUGAAGGCGCCUCCGUUUGUUGCACGUUCUGGUAUCAAAGCGGCACAAGAUAUAUACACAACAUAUGGCGGUGUGCGAGGCUUUUAUAUCGGGCUGCGUCUUCACUUAUUCCGAGAUAUGACCGGCUCAUCGAUCUAUUUCGGACUGUACGAUACUUUGCGGAUGAUGAGUGAUCGCCUGGAACCAUAUCGACAGCGAUGGGGAAUUCCUGCGCCGGUCGUGUCUUUCCUCAUUGGCUCGGCAAGCGGUAUCUUGUCCUGGCUCACCAUAUACCCAUUGGAUCUCAUCAAAACGCAGGUCCAGCGCGAUGUGCUUGCAGGGGCACCGCGGAGGAGUGCCAUGACUGUGCUUCAGCGUUUGCUGAUGCAGAAGGACAGCGAUCCGCAACCCAUGGUGAAGACCCGGAGUGUGUUGGAGUUGCCGAUAAGUCGAUUCCUCCGUCUUUACCGCGGUUUAGGCAUUAGCGCCUUGCGCAGUUUCAUGUCACACGGAAUUACGUGGAUGCUAAUCGAAAGCAUUACGCGACAUGUUGAGACGGAGAUGCUGAAUCAUGAUCUAGAUGUUUCAUAUGACUUUGUUGACUUUCAGUAA